AUGGAAGCUCAAAUGCACAUGCAAAUUCCGUUGUUUAAUGGAGAGGAUCAUGAGAUCUGGAGUAUAAAGAUGAAGACUCUCUUGAUGGCUCGUGACCUGUGGGAUGUUGUAGAGAGUGGAGUCUCGGAAGAAACCAAGAAAGAUCUGAGAAUCAAGGAUAUGACGGCUCUUCAUAUGCUGCAAAUGUCAGUAACAGAUUCUAUCUUUCUCAGGAUAGGAAGAGCUACAUCGUCCAAGCAAGCAUGGGAGAUUCUCAAGGCAGAUUUUGGAGAGACCGAGCUGAUUCAGAGUGGGAAAAGGGAGGAUCUGGUGUUGGAGUUUUAUGACAUGAGGAUGAAAAACGAAGAAAGCUUUCAUGAGUUCAUUGAGAAGUUCAUGGAAGUCGUGAGCCGGUCAAAGUUUUAUGGACACGAGAUUACUGAUCAAGAGCUCAUCCGUAGGGUUCUUCGCAGUUUGGCUCCAAGGUUUAAUCAGUAUGUAAUCAACGUUCGUUCUGAAGAUUAUACACUCAGUGAACUUCUGUAUAUCUUGGGAGAAUUCGACCGUGAACUCGCUUCGCAAAACCAAGAAGCUGCGCAGCUCCACUCUAACAACAAGAGAGGAAGGCGAUAG
Microthlaspi erraticum is the source of this 612-nucleotide messenger RNA. NCBI's taxonomy places the organism in Eukaryota, Viridiplantae, Streptophyta, Magnoliopsida, Brassicales, Brassicaceae. The record is from the annotation of a GenBank genome assembly.